Molecule: messenger RNA, 6335 nt
Organism: Leopardus geoffroyi (Geoffroy's cat)
Lineage: Eukaryota; Metazoa; Chordata; Mammalia; Carnivora; Felidae
Gene: IFFO2
Product: intermediate filament family orphan 2
Exons: 9
Coding region: 333-1886 (517 amino acids)
Source: RefSeq, a predicted model, not a curated record
GCCGGCCGAGAGUCCUCUGCGCGCCGCUGCCGCGGAGCCUCCACACCGACUCUGACAGCCGCGGAGCUGGGACCCGCGACCCUCGCCACCUCACGCAGCCUUCGCGGCCUCCAUCGCGGCCCCGAGUCCAGUCCCUCGCCUCGGCGUCCACAUCCGGGGGGCGGUCCGGCCGCCGUCGCUGCGGAGGCCGCAUCUGGCGCGCAUCUGGAACCGCCCGGCCGGCCGCGCUGGAGCCCGCGCCCGCCCUGGCCCGGCCGCGCCGGGAGCCCUGCCCGGAGCUGGAGCCGCAUCUGGAGCCGCGGGCCCGGGGCCCUGAGCCGCGCAGCCGGCGCAUGGUGAACUCGCUGCUGUUCGGGGAGAUGGCCUUGGCCUUCGGCUGCCCGCCGGGCGGCGGCGGCGGGAGCUGCCCCGGCGGGGGCGGCGGCGGCGGCGGGGCCGGGCCGGGGCCGUCGCCUGUGACGGCGGCGCUGCGGGACGACUUGGGCUCCAACAUCCACCUCCUGAAGGGGCUCAACGUGCGCUUCCGCUGCUUCCUGGCUAAGGUGCACGAGCUGGAGCGGCGCAACCGGCUGCUGGAGAAGCAGCUGGAACAGCAGCAGAGCGAGCGCGAGCGGCGGCUGCGCUACAAGACCUUCUCCCGCGAGCAGGCCGUGCAGACCGGGCCCGAGCUUCUGCGGCCGCCCGCAGCCGGCGCCGGGCUCGGCAGCGGCAGCGGCGCGGCGGCCGGCGCCAACGCCAACGCCGUGGCCCUGGGCGGCCUGCCCCCCGGCGGCGGCUCGCACCCGCAGCACUACGGCCGCCUGCCCGGGACCAUCUGGAGCUACACGCAGGUGCGGCGCACGGGCGGCGGCGGCGUGGAGACGGUGCAGGGCCCCGGCGUGUCGUGGGUGCACCCCGACGGCGUGGGCGUGCAGAUCGACACCAUCACGCCGGAGAUACGCGCGCUCUACAACGUGCUGGCCAAGGUGAAGCGCGAGCGCGACGAGUACAAGCGGAGGUGGGAGGAAGAGCUUGCCAAGCGCAUGAACCUCCAGACCAUGGUGGACACACUGCAGGAGGCGGCACAGGAGGCUGAAGCCAUCCAGGAGGAGAUGAACGAGAAAAUUGAGCGGCUCAAGGCCGAGCUGGUGGUGUUUAAGGGGCUCAUGAGUGACCCCAUGACAGACCUGGACACAAAGAUCCAAGAAAAGGCCAUGAAGGUGGACAUGGACAUCUGCCGUCGAAUCGAUAUCACGGCCAAGCUGUGCGAUGUCGCACAGCAGCGGAACUCGGAAGACGUGUCCAAGAUCUUCCAGGUGGUCCCCAAAAAGAAAGAGCGUAAGGUGGCCUCCGACGAUGACAUCUCCGAGCAGGACGGGGAGGUGAACCGGUUCUCAGAUGACGAAGUCGGCUCCAUGAACAUCACGGACGAGAUGAAACGCAUGUUUAACCAGCUGCGCGAGACCUUUGACUUUGACGACGACUGUGACAGCCUGACUUGGGAAGAGAACGAGGACACGCUGCUGCUCUGGGAGGACUUCACCAACUGCAACCCGACCAUCGACCUGCAGGGCGAGCAAGAGGAGAAUUUGGGCAACUUGAUCCAUGAGACAGAAUCCUUCUUCAAGACAAGAGACAAGGAGUACCAGGAAACGAUCGGCCAGAUCGAGCUGGAGCUGGCCACAGCCAAGAGUGACAUGAACCGGCACUUGCACGAGUACAUGGAGAUGUGCAGCAUGAAACGUGGCCUGGAUGUGCAGAUGGAGACCUGCCGCCGGCUCAUCAAAGGCUCUGCUGACAGGAAUUCACCGUCCCCCAGCUCCGUGGCCAGCAGCGACUCAGGAAGUACAGACGAGAUCCAGGAUGAGUUUGAGCGGGAGGCGGAUGUGGAGCCCAUGGUCAGCUGAUGACUGAGGCCCCCCUGUGCCUGGUGGUCUCGGUGACGGGGCCUCUGCCCCCACUCCCCGUGGGGCCGGGAAGGCUCCUCAGAGCGGGGCUCCAGUCCUCACCACACCGACUCCCUCUGCCCUCCCGUCUCCGGAGGCCCCGAGGGACCGCUGCUUCCUUCCUUCCAGCCCACUACCAACCAGUGCCCCUUCUCCAUCCACCCACCCAAGGAAUGGUGCUGUCGAUUUCUAUUGUUCUCCACAUCACAAAUGCAGACUUCUGUCCGGACGAUGCAGAGUUAACUGUGCCUUUUCCCCUAAGCUGAGCCACUUUGAGCUCCAAAGAAUUAUUCCUAGCAGGUGUUUUUAUACAAAACUCUAAGGUGAGGGCGGGGCCCCUGGCAUGGUAUAAUAUGGAUUUCUACCCUCCCACCUGCUCCUCUGAUUGGCCCUGAGCUAUGCCCUUCCCUCCUCUGCCUGGCCAGUGCAGACCUGAGUUGGCCUUGGGGUGGUCCACCUCCCCCCCCUCCCCCCCCAGGAAGGAGCUGUUUGCCUUUGCAACCUUUCUAGGCCUGGGUGGGGGCCUCUCAAGUGCUUUAACUUGAAAAGAUGGAAGGAGGGAGGGGAGACAAAAUUUUCUUUUUUUUUUUUUUGGAUCGAGUGGCAAAGUGGAGGGACAAGGCACUGUGGUGGGGGGGGGGGAGUGGAGUCUCACUGUGUUUAAACUACUAUGCAAAAAACAAACAAACAAACAAACAAAAAAAGCAGCUUGCCUUAUAUCAUUGUGGAAGGUAGGCUCCCACCCUGACUCCUGGUUUUCCCCCGGAGCUCGGAGGGAGGCUGAAGCUAGGGCGAGCUCUCUCGCAACCUCCUCGGGUGAGCACUGACUUGGGACGGGGGUUCUGUCACGGUUGGUAGUGAGGCCUGGGUCCUGCAAGGCCCUCGGCCCACCUGACUGCUUGCUCUCUUGGGACCUCUGUGGGGUGGGAGGGGUCUUCUAUUGCCCUGGUCAUUGGCAAGUAAACACAUUUUGUUUUCUUGAUGUUUUUCUCUCCCUUCCCAGCCAAUGAUAAGGGGCUAUAGGUCUGUAAUUUCUCUGUGAGAAAGUCUGAAGGGGGCUAGGUCUGGUAUCUACCCCCCUCCAUAGUGGAGCUGGGUUCCUACCUCCUGCCGCCAUCUUGGUUCUCCACUGCCCCCAGUUGUCCACUUCUUGGCCACUGGCUGACACUGGAAAGGGAAGGGGAGGGAGGCAUCGAGGGCUGCUGGCAGAUCAGAGGUGGUGGCAGGAGCGGAGCUCAUCUCUGGAUGAGAGCCAUCCUUGUUCUGCUCAUGGACACCCGUAAGCCUGUUUCUAUUCUUCACUUGAUUGACCGACUGGCGGGGAGUUAAUCUGAGCCAGUGUCUCCCCAAGACUUGAGUGGGCCUGUGUCAAAAGGCACCACGUUGAGGCCACCCUGCCAAAUCUCAGCUUGGAACCAGGCGAGCAGGUUUCGCUUUUUAAGAAAAAUUUCUUUUUGGACCCACUCCUGUGGGUGGGAUCGCCGAUUUUUUUUUUUUUUUUUAAUUGGCCCAGGAGCUCCCCCUGGAGGUCAAAGAAGCAAAAUGUGCCCAAGGACCAGAACUUCUCGCCUACUGCUCCUGUGUGGAGGCAGAGGAGGGGCUCUGGCUUUAAAACGGAUUGCAGCCCCCUGUCUUUCUUCCUCAGGGUACCAGCGACCUGUUAGGGCCUUCUCUCUCUUCCGUUUCCCCCACCUGUUUUGCAGUCUUAAAACCAUUGUACAUAAUAUUCAUAUAAUAUAUAUAUAUGGAGAGAGAGAGUGUAUGUUAGUGACUGUGUGUAAUUUUUAUUUAUCAGAACUUGGUGGCCUUCAUCGUGAGUUCUUUCCGUAGUUGUUGUUGUCGCUGAGGGAGCCUGCUAGUGGUUCCCCGUGGCAGUCUGGCUGAGAGGCUUCCAUCCCCAGCCGAACGGUCCCUGGGUAGGUACGUGGAGGGAUUGAUGGCUUCAGAGGAGAGACAGCCCCUUUCCCUCCUCCUCACUGACCCUUGUUCUAAAGGUUACAGGGUUCAAACAUACCUGAUUAUUAUGGUCCUUAGUGUUAUUGUUGUUUUAGUUUUAGUUUCAUUUUAACCAAAGGUUAUCAGAGCCAGUUGGCCUUGGACCUCAGCUGCUGAAAAGAUUUUCCGUUUCCGGGAGGACCCCUCGGGCCUCCUCUGUCCAGGGCUGGGGGGAGGCCUGGAAGGACGUGGUUUGGGAGGCAGAGUGGAAGCCAGCCCCGGGUUGUUCUCAAGGUGGUGGGAGGGUGACAGACCUAGCUUUAGUGUUAAGACGUAAGGCAACAGUGUAAGUAUUUGGGGGUAACUAAGGUGACCGGGGCAGUCGGUGUCCGGUGGUGUUAUUUAUGCUUCCCAUUUUGUGUACAUAGGACGUUCGUCUCUGGGACUAGCGUGCUCUAAGUUUGUCCAGGGAGUAUGGAAAUGGCAGGAGCCAGAGAUAGAUGCUGGCCAGGAAGUUCCUUCUUGCUGAUUUUCCAUAGCUGCUCUCCUCUGGGGAGCAAGGAUUUGGGGCAGGACGAUGGGGGGUGGGGGACAGCAAGGGGGUGGCCGACCCGCCUCCUUGGCAGGGGGCCUGGGUCUUGGUCUGGCUACCUUUCUCCCCACCAAGUUCUGUUUUUUUUUGUUUUGUUUUUUUGAGUUUGUUGCCAGUGGGCCCUGCUUGUCCCCUCGCCACGAGCCCACAGCUUGCCAAGAAAGACCCCAACGCUCGCUGGGGCAGCACUAGGUCCGGUCGGGACGAACUGGUCCGUCCUUUGUAAAGCUGUAAAUAGUCAAAUUUCUAUUUCUAAGCCCAGUGUCAUAUUGACAUUGGUAUUUUAGGGUUGUUCUCAGAUGGGCUCUCCUGUGCUGCCCUCUCUCACCCUCCUAUUUUUGGGGGUUUUAUAAAAAGAGAGGAUCGGGGAGGAGCAGGGAGAGUAGCUUUCCUUUGGGCUCCCUGGUUGUGGAAUCCACGCACACACACACACACACACACACACACACACACACUCCUCUGAGACUCCAAACAGGGGAUUAAAAAAAAAGAUCAUUGGCAAGUAAACACAUUUUGUUUUCUUGUAGCAAUAUAUGUUGAGGUCUCUGAAGGCCCAGUCUGUCACAGACUUGGUUCUGACCUACAGAGAAGCAAACCACUUUGGCUUGGAAUGGGGGAGAGGGUGCGGGGUAGGGGGUAAUAGAAGGUGUCACUUAAGCUAAAUGUAACCUAUUUAUAAAGCAAGAGAUUCUCAUCUAUUUUUAUGAAAGGAAAGGGUUUUUAAAUCUAGGGUAGGCAGUUAUGGCAGCCCAGCGUUCUUCUGUGAACAAGAUGCAUGUUGCUGCUGCUGAAUAUAACCAGUGCCCCUCGCCCCAUCUCCCCGGCCUCACCGCCUACUCACCUGCACCCAUGAGCGGCUUCAGCAGAGCCUAUGUCCCGCUUCACCCCAUUUCCCUGUUCCUUAACCCCUCCCCCAGCUCCUCGGUCCUUGGAAGUCUUUGGGGGGGGGCACUUGUGGGAGUGGGUGGGCAGUGGGGAAUUCAGAAUUGAGGUGGGUGGGGGGAGGCAAAAGGGGGUACCAGGUAGGGGCCCAGCUCUGCCUCGGAGGGUGGGCUCUGAGUAGUUACUCACACUCCGAUCUGCCAAGACCCAUUUCCAAGUCAGCUGUGUUUGGGAGAGGCUGAGAACCAGCAGGCUGUGGGCGGCCAUGGGACUGUUGGUUCAGGGAGCAUUCGGCUUCCUUGGGGCCUGGGCCCUAGUGGGUCCCAGGUCGUCAGGCAGCUGGAGCAGGGAUGGAAAUGCCAGGGGAUGCCUCCCUCCCAGCCCCAGCUGUGCGGACUCCGGGCCGAGGCCUGGGCUGUGGUCCUUGAUGUGCUCCUCCGGGGCGUGGGAGAGGACUAGGGUGCUGCGUGCUGGGUCCUGCUCAGACCUGGGUUCACCACCCGGAGACACCGAGCUCUGGUUCUAGAAGGGCACGCUCCUAGAGUGUGGAGUCUGGGGGCAGCCGGAUGGGUAGGGGGGGAGGGCAGAUUCUCUCUGAAAGGGAAUUUUCCACGAGUGGAGGAUUUCUAGGCUCAAGGUGGGCUUGUGUGUUGGUCUUGGGCAAAUUCCCCACUGUUCCUGCCGCCAGGCCCUCAAAGAAAUGAGGCGAAGGCACCAUCCCCACCCCUAGCAAGACCCCUUUGGUGGACAUUUUAGCAUCUACCUGAUUUUUAGCCCCAUCCAGGGAGACUUUGUAUCCCACAGCCCCAUCCCACCCCACUGUUGCUGUCUGUCUGCCAGUUGGGUCUCGUGUCAAGGGGAAGGGGGCGGGGGGAGGUUUAUACUCAUUGAAAGACUACUGAUCCUACCAGAAACCAACCUGUUUACUGUACUGUUGUAAAUAUCAUGCCCUUUAUAUCCUGUAUAUUGGCUUCUUUUAAAUAAAGUGAAAUGUCUUAGAA